Molecule: messenger RNA, 3752 nt
Organism: Elaeis guineensis (African oil palm)
Lineage: Eukaryota; Viridiplantae; Streptophyta; Magnoliopsida; Arecales; Arecaceae
Biological process (GO): GPI anchor biosynthetic process
Cellular component (GO): endoplasmic reticulum membrane
Molecular function (GO): mannose-ethanolamine phosphotransferase activity
Source: RefSeq, a predicted model, not a curated record
AUGCAAACUAUAAUUAUAAAGCUGGAGAUGAACCCUUUGUUCCCGCUUCGAAGGGAAGAAGCCAACGCAGACGAUCGAGCGAUCCGAUCGCCCUCGCGAUUCGGUGUCUCCCUUCUUCGUCUCUCUGUUUGUGUGUUUGCGUCGAUGGCUCCCAUGGGAUCGAAGUGGGCUCUGAUUCGGCCCUUCUUCCUCAUCCUCCUCCUCCACUCCCUGGCCAUCUAUCUCUUCACCCGCGGCUUCCUUCUCACCCGCACCGAGCUCUCCGCCUACAGCCGCUGCUCCGACCUCUCCCACUCCCCUUGCUCUCCCGUUCACAACUCCUCCUCCCACGACGACGGCCGCUGCUGGACGAAGCCCGCCGUCGAUCGCCUCGUCAUCAUCAUCCUCGACGCCCUCAGGUUUGAUUUUCUUGCACCUAGUUCAUUCUUCGCAGAUGCAAAGCCGUGGAUGGACAAGUUACGGGUGCUGCAGAAGCUCGCCUCUGGAGAAGGAUCAUCUGCUAGGAUUUUUAAGGCCAUCGCAGACCCGCCAACAACUAGCCUGCAGCGGCUGAAGGGUCUAACAACUGGUGGACUUCCUACAUUUAUUGAUGUUGGUAAUAGUUUUGGAGCUCCAGCAAUUGUUGAAGAUAAUUUGAUAUAUCAGUUGAAUAAAAAUGGAAAGAGAGUGCUGAUGAUGGGAGAUGAUACGUGGUUGCAAUUAUUUCCUGAUCAUUUUAACAAGUCAUAUCCUUACCCUUCUUUUGAUGUUAAAGAUCUUGAUACAGUAGAUAAUGGUGUCAUGGAACAUUUGCUGCCAUCACUGUAUAAAGAUGACUGGGAUGUUCUUAUUGCACAUUUUCUUGGAGUGGAUCAUGCAGGGCAUAUAUUUGGUGUUGAUUCUACUCCAAUGAUACAAAAGUUGGAGCAAUAUAAUAGUAUCUUGGAGAAAGUUGUUGAUGUGCUUAAGAGCCAGUCUGGACCUAGUCGUCCUCAUGAGAACAGUUUUCUUCUUGUGAUGGGGGAUCAUGGCCAAACCUUAAAUGGCGAUCAUGGUGGAGGCACUCCGGAGGAGGUUGAAACAUCGCUAUUUGCAAUGAGUUUUAGAAGCCCUCCAGCUUCCAGCUUGUCCAUUCUUGAUAUGAAUUCUUGCAAACUUGAUUUGGAUGGAGAAAAGAUAUGCAUUAGCACCAUCCAACAGCUUGAUUUUGCAGCAACUGUGGCAGCACUUCUUGGUAUUCCUAUUCCUUUUGGAAGCAUCGGGCGUGUAAAUCCUGAAUUAUAUGCUUUAAGUGCUCCGACAUGGGAUGGGCAAAAGAUGGGUACUAAUAAUUGCAAAUCUCGGUCAAAUUUGGAAGCUUGGAUGCAAAAUUAUGCCAACACUCUCUGCUUAAAUUGCUGGCAGGUAAAAAGAUUCAUUGAUCUCUAUUCUGCAACAUCAGUUAUUGGAUUACCUUCAGAAGACUUGCACCAUGUAGCAGAAUUAUACGCACAAGCACAGACAAGCUGGUCAAAUACCAAAACGUCUGCUUGCUUAUCUGAAAAUGGCAUCUCUAAUGAAGCUCAAGAUAGUUCAGCAUCAAUUCUUCAGUUGCAAAUCAAUGCAUACUCUAAUUUCUUAGAGAGUGUUGCCAAGCUUGCUCGCUCAGCAUGGACUGAGUUUGACUUAAUAUUGAUGGCCACGGGAAUUGGCUUUAUGCUAGUGUCCCUUUCCAUACAUCUUUUUGCUAUUGGAAGGGCAAAUAUUGCAUGUCGGUCAUAUUAUGCUGUAUCAGGCAUUUCUGCCUUUCCUUUUAGUCUCUUUACUGCUUUUCUUUUGGUCAUAAUACGUGCAGCCAGUUUCCUAUCGAACAGUUACAUAUUAAUGGAAGGAAGAGUGGCAAACUUUCUUCUGGCUACAACUGGUAUUCUCAACUUACGAUGUUCAGUCAGGAAUGGGAAGUUUUCAAAAGAUGAGUUUUUCUUUCUCCUUAUAAAUAUCAUUAUUAGAUAUGGCAUUGAAUUUGGGAUGUCAAAGCAGACUGUUGGUUCAACAUCUUUGAAUACUCAAUCUUUGAAUAUACUUGGUAUCUAUGAGGGUCACCCUCUUUGGAUGAUGCUGUUGGAGAUGUUACCAGUGAUUAUGUUAUCCUUACUGGCAAUCUUGCUAUACAAGUGCACUUUAGGGAUAUCUUGUUGGCGAUACUUGAAAUAUCUUCUUAUAACGGGUACCAUUGUUAGCUAUAUGCUCAUCUCAGUCCAUUGGGUGUUGGAAAGCAAAUUAAUUGCUUUGUCCAUGGUGAUUCAAGAUAUUGGGAGGAACUUGGCACCCCGAAUAGUUUAUGCUGUUGGAUUAGGGCUACUAAUAUCAUCAGUGCUUUCUCGGAUUUUAGGCCAGAAAGAUAGGAAUUUAAAUUCGAUUGCAAGUUUGACUAUUUCAACUAUUUCUAUGCUUUCUUCAUGGAGCCCAGCCAUCUUGAUUCUUUUGGGAAGGCAAGGUCCGUUCGUUGGUUUGAUUUGCAUAAUUGGAGCAUGGUGUAUUAUAAGGUCCAAGAAUGAAGAACAAAUAAACUCCAAAAGUGGGACUUCGGGAGGGUUUGUCAUUAGUCCUAUUCAUGUAACACAAUGGAACCUCCUAGCAGUUUGUCUAUUUUUUUAUAGUGGUCAUUGGUGUACUUUUGAUGGUCUUCGGUAUGGCGCAGCAUUUAUUGGGUUUGAUCAUUUCAAUAUCAUUCGCCAAGGUAUUCUACUAGCAAUUGAUACGUUCGGUGUUUCUCACAUUGUUCCCAUUCUUAGCCUUCCAUUUCUUGUCACGCUCCAUUCCCAGAACUCUGAGGAAAACAAGGCAAAGGGUAUCGUUUUUGUUAAAUUAACUCAGGUAUUCUUGAUUUAUGGGCUGAUAACAUCAGUGACAACUAUGUUUGCGAUUAUAUGUGUUACAAUUCACAGACGGCAUUUGAUGGUAUGGGGAUUAUUUGCACCAAAAUAUGUUUUUGAUGCGUUGAGCCUUCUUCUAACAGAUGUCUUAAUUUGCUUGGCAUCUCUCUACUAUUACUGACAGAGCAGUAACCUGUGUCAAGAAAGCUGCCAGAAUUCCCUGUUGAUAAUCUUUUCAGAAAAUCUUGGCUGGUGAUUGUUUUAACCAGUUCUUUUCAGGAGCUGAUUCAUUCAAAUUCUGGUAAUAGUCGUUGUUGCUGAUGGCCUAAUGUGUUUACUGAAAUUUAAGGUGAUCAUGCUUGAUCAGAAAAAUCAAAUACAGCUGACAUCCAUAGACUUGGAACGAGUGCAGGCAUCUUUUAUGAUGAGUUUCUAAUUGGAUCAUUAUUUUCUAAAAAUACAAACUGCAUGUUCACUAUGAAGGCUCCAGAAAGUUGAAUUACUCUUUCGAGUUUAUUCCAAGCUUUGCUGUACCAUCUUACAUAUUGUUGAUUUUGUUCGUGAUUAUUUGUCAUCAAAUCAUCAUAUGAAGCAUUAGAUGGUAGGGUGAAUUGCUCCCUUUGCAAACAGUGGAUGCGAGCUCAAGUGUUGUCAUUGGCACCGAGGCUUUCCUAAAUUUUCAAUCAACAUUAAGGAAACAAUUUUAUGGAGUUCUUUUACUGCAGUCGAUGGUAAGCUUGUUGUUGCCAUUAAAAUCCUCUUUCUUAUCACUCGCAUUUGUCAUUUAUGUUCAACCCUGUAACAAAGGGUAGACAUAAUUAUCUGAAUCCGGACAGGAGCUCCAUCAGGAUCCCUCACUUUCUUCUUGGCCCCUUUUUGACUUUUAUGUAUUGCUCCGCAUAUACAAGUUUCAUGCUA